Perkinsus marinus ATCC 50983 is the source of this 759-nucleotide messenger RNA. RefSeq names its product glyceraldehyde-3-phosphate dehydrogenase, putative. Gene Ontology annotation, molecular function: NAD binding; oxidoreductase activity, acting on the aldehyde or oxo group of donors, NAD or NADP as acceptor. Lineage: Eukaryota; Perkinsozoa; Perkinsida; Perkinsidae. The record is from RefSeq and is a predicted model, not a curated record. The transcript has a single exon. The annotation marks the transcript as partial.
GCUGGUGCUGAUUACGUCUGUGAGUCUACCGGUGUCUUCACCACUUCCGAAAAGGCUGGUGGACAUCUUGGUGGUGGCUGCAAGAAGGUCGUCAUUUCGGCUCCUCCUAAGGACAGUACUCCUAUGUUCGUCAUGGGAGUCAAUAACGAGAAGUAUACCUCUGACUUGAAGAUCGUCUCCAACGCCUCUUGUACCACCAACUGCCUCGCCCCUCUAGCUAAGAUCGUCCACGAUAACUUCGGUAUCGUCGAGGGCCUCAUGACCACCGUCCAUGCUACUACCUCCACUCAGCUCACCGUCGAUGGCCCUGCUAAGGGUGGCAAGGAUUGGAGGGGUGGUCGCUGUGCUAGUCAGAAUAUCAUCCCGUCCUCCACUGGUGCUGCUAAAGCUGUCGGCAAGGUCAUUCCUGAGCUCAACGGGAAGCUCACUGGAAUGUCCUUCCGUAUUCCAACUGCUGAUGUCUCUGUGGUGGACCUCACCUGCCGUCUAGCCAAGUCCGCCACCUAUGAUCAGAUUACUGCUGCUGUUGAUGCUGCCUCUAAGGGCCCUAUGAAGGGGAUCAUGGGUAUCACUCAUGAUGAGGUCGUGUCGAGCGACUUUACUCAUGAUAGUCAUUCCUCUAUAUUUGAUGUUAAGGCUGGUAUCGCACUUAAUGAUACCUUUGUGAAACUGGUGUCUUGGUAUGACAAUGAGUGGGGAUAUUCGAAUCGUCUGGUCGAUCUUGUCGUGUACAUGAGUAAGGUCGACGGCAAUUGCUAG